AUGCUUAUGGCCCGAGACACGGCACGGGAUGAGGCUCAAAAGCUACACAGGAAGUGGCUGAAGCACCAGGCCUUUAUGGCGGAGCUGGCCCGCAAUAAAGAAUGGCUGGCCAAGAUAGAACAGGAGGGUCAGGAGCUGAUCCAGGAGAAGCCAGAGCUGCGCUCGGUCGUUCAGCAGAAGCUGGAGGAGAUCAGAGAGUGCUGGUCCGACCUGGAGAGCACGACCAAGGCCAAGGCCCGCCAGCUCUUUGAAAACAACAAGCCGGAGCCGGCAGUGAAGAGCUACUCGGACCUCGACAACCAGCUCUCCCACCUGGAGCAGCAGCCGCCCCAGCUGGAACAGGCGCACCAUCUGCCCACCUUCAAUGAGCAGCUCCAGAAAUUCCAGGCAAUGGAGUCUCAGAUAGGGGACUUUUACAAGGAUGUGGGAGAGCUGGGAAGCUUGCAGGGGGUCUGUCUACCCCAGCGAGGGCUGAUGGCAGGUGACAAGGAGGGCGGUGAGCAGUCAGGCGGGGUAGAGACCCGCAUCGUCCGCCUCAUUGAGCCCUUGAAGGAGAGACGCCGCAUCCUGCUGGCUUCCAAAGAGAUGCACCAAGUCGCCCAAGACCUGGAGGAUGAGAUACUGUGGAUUCAGGAAAGGCUUCCCCUGGCCUCCUGUAAGGAUUAUGGGAAUAACCUCCAGAGUGUACAGCAGCAUGUCAAAAAGAACCAGAUACUCCAGAGGGAGCUGACUGGGCGGCGGGCUCGUGUUGAGGAGGUUCUGGACCGGGCAGGGAUUAUCGCUUCACUGAGGACUCCUGAGGUGGAGUUUGUGCGUGAAGGGGCGGGGCAUGUGCGCCAGCUGUGGGAGGUUUUGCAGCUGGAGACAGAGAGGAGGUCUGUGAUGCUGGACGCCGCACUGCAGGCUCAGCAGUACUACAGUGAGGCUGCUAAGGUGGAGUCCUGGCUGUCAGGUCAGAAGCUCCAUCUGGCCAAUGAAGAAAAAGGCAUGGAUGAGACGAGCACCCUGCAGCUGCUGAAGGCCCACCUGGCUCUGGAGCAAACAGUGGAAACAUAUGCAGAGACAGUAGGCAUGCUAUCCCAGCAAUGCCAGCAUCUACUGGAGCUUGUACACCCAGAAAGUGAGCACAUCACCAAGCAGCAGUCCCACAUAGACCGCCUAUAUGUGUCUCUGAAGGACAUGGUGGAGCACAGGAAGACCAAGCUGGAGCAGCAGUACUGGCUCUAUCAGCUCAACAAGGAUGUGGAGGAGUUAGAGAAGUGGAUCACUGAGCGUGAGGCAGUGGCCAGUUCCACGGAGCUGGGCCAAGAUCUCGAGGAUGUCACGGUGCUUCAGGAGAAAUUCACUAAGUUUGCCUCAGAAACCAACAGCAUUGGCCAGCAGCGCAUGGAGCAGGUGAACAAAAUGGUGAACGAGAUGAUCGACUGCGGCCACUCUGACGCAGCCACCAUCGCCGAGUGGAAGGACGGACUAAACGAGUCGUGGGCGGACCUCCUGGAGCUGAUGGAGACGCGCAGACAGAUGCUUGCAGCAUCACACCAACUGCACAAGUUCUUCACUGACUGCAAAGAGGUCUUGGCUCAGAUCGCAGGGAAGAUGAAGCAGCUGCCAGAGGUGAGGGCGUGCCAAGCCAACAUCACCAAUCCAGCCACCCUGCAGAGACUCAUGCACUCUUUUGAGCAUGCCCUUCAGCUGCUAGUCGCCCAGGUGAGGCAGCUGCAGGAGAAUGCGGCCCAGUUGAGAACCAUCUAUGCUGGUGAGAAGGCUGAGGCCAUCAUGGUCAAAGAGCAGGAAGUGAUGGAGGCGUGGAAGGAGCUGCUGAGCUCUUGUGAGGCCAGUCGCGUCCAGGUCACUUCAGUAACUGACAAGGUGCAGUUCUUCUCAGUGGUGCGUGAAAACCUGAUGUGGAUGGAAGGCAUCAUGGGCCAGAUAGGAUGGGACGAGCCCAGGGAUUUAACGGCUCUGGAGAUGAUGAUGAAACAACAUCAGGAGCUGAAAGCCAAAAUAGACGGCCGCAGCAAGACCAUACAGCAGUGUGCAGAUCUCGGCAAGAUCCUGAUAGCUGCAGGCAACCCUGCAUCAGAGGAGAUAAAAGAGAAGUUGGACAGCCUUCUGGCUAAGCAGAAGGAUCUUAGUGAAAAAUGGGACAAACACCAGGAAAAGUUACAGCGCAAGCAGGAAAGGUUCCAAUUUGCCCAGGAGACGGUAAAGGCGGAAGCCUGGCUGAAGGCCAAGGAGCCUCUGAUCACCUCCAAGGAGCCAGAGGGAGGAGAGGCCCGGGCCCAAACAGACGAGGUUGAGCAGCUCAUCCUUCGCCAUGAGGCCUUCCGCAAGGCUGCUGUUACCUGGAAAGAACGCUUCAGCUCUCUCCGCCAGCUUUCCGCAGCUGAGAAGAAAAAAGAGGAGGAGAAAAAGACAACCCCACUCUCCAGCCGAAGGAUGUUUCCAUUAUCUUGUCUAACUCCCAGUGUUCCCUCAACCAGCGCUACCUCAUCUUUCUUGAGGCAGACGGUACAGGCCCAUAUAGAACCCAAACCCUUACAGACCAGUCUGGAUCUAGGCGCCACUUCUGCAAGCCAGAGAUUGUCCUCAACCCUAGCCAGCUACAACCCAGUUAUAAAUGGAUCAGGCUUCCAUGGACUGGAACAACAGUGCAGUGGGAAGUUGGUGAGCUCCCCAUACCUUGGGAUGAACCACCAGGCGGCCGGAGGUGGAAGUGACUCCGGUUUCUCUGCGAUGACCUCCCACAGUGGUGGAGCAGACACUUCUACUUAUCUUGGGAUAAACCAUCAAAAUGCUGGCAGUGCUGAGAGCUCUGGAUACUUUGGACUGACUACUGGGUGUGUGGGAGGCAUGCAAAACCAUCUAAGCAGUGGCAGGUUAGGAAGUUCAGGUAACCUGGCUCAGCAGCCAAGCAGUGGAGGUAUGGGAAGCCCUGGAUUUCUGCCUCAACAGAAUAUGGGCAGUUCUGGAUAUUUGGCCCAACCACAAAAUAUGGGAAGUUCUGGAUACUUGGGACAGCAGCCUAAUUUAGGGAGCACAGGAUAUUUGGCACAACAGCCUAAUAUGGGGAGCUCUGGGUAUUUGGCACAACAGCCUAAUAUGGGGAGUUCUGGGUAUUUGGCACAGCAGCCUAAUAUGGGGAGUUCUGGGUAUUUGGCACAACAGCCUAAUAUGGGGAGUUCUGGGUAUUUGGCACAGCAGCCUAAUAUGGGGAGUUCUGGGUAUUUAGCACAGCAGCCUAAUGUGGUGAGUUCUGGAUACCUAGCGCAGAAUUAUCAGAGCAGUGGGGGAAUGGGUAGCUCAGGCUAUCUGGCACAAAAUCAUUACAGCAGUGGAAGUCUGGGUAGUUCUGGUUACCUAGCGCAGAGUGGUGGCAUCAUGGACCCAAAAAUGGCAUAUGCGUGGCAGCACCUUAAAGCUGACUUCAUGCAGCCUAGGAUCAACCACAUCCACAAGGCUGUAAAUCCCCUACUAGAAGCCAGUAGAGUGCAGCGGGAACAGUUUGGGGACAUCCCAAUGGCGGACAUGGUGGGGCCGGAGUCAGGGCUGGAGCUCCUCCAUGGCCGUCUCCAGAGGGAUCCCCGUGGCAGCCGCUCUGAUCCUCAGAUGGACCAUCUGAGGCGAGAGAGGGAGUACAAGCUGGGCAGACAGACCUCCAGUGAACAGGAGAUCCAGGCCAGGCUUAACGAGCUGCCGCUCAUUGUGCGUCAGGAGCGCUACCGGAGACGCCUGGAGAGGCAGUCAUCCAGUGAACAGGAGGGGAGCGGCAAGCAGAGGCUGCAGAGGCAGGACUCGAGUGACCUGGAGGGCUCUGUUAAGGAGGGCUCUGACAAACGCUCAGGGGAGAAGAGAUCUACCAUGGCAGAGAUUGUAGAACAAGUCCAGGAGAGAGAAGCAGCACAUGCACGAGGAGAACCUUAUCGGCCUCCUAGCAGCCUCUCAGCACCAGUGACUCGUUUUGACGGACGUCCACGAGCUCGAGACCGCCCCAAACCGAGGAGGAGACCCCGUCCAAAAGAACCUGAGGAAACACGACGUUCUCGUUCAGCUCCAGCUACUGGUGCCCCAACAACACCUCAGCCACCUUCACACACUGCCCAUAAUGAAGGCUUCCUCUACCGCAAAAAGGCCACCACUUCUGACCUUGAAGCUCAGCAGAGAAGCCCUAACAGCAAGUCCUGGGUGAACGUAUAUUGUGUGCUGAAAGAGGGAAAGCUGACCUUCUACAAGGAUGCAAGGAACCACAACACAACGUACAAUGAAGAGCCUCCCGUUGACCUUAGUAACUGCUCAUUUGAUCCUUCGAUGGGAUACAAGAAGAAGAAAAAUGUCUUCAUUCUGAAAAUAAAUGAUGGAAACAACUUUGCAUUCCAUGCAAAAGAUGAGGAGGACCUGAAGGCUUGGACUUCAAAUAUCACCACCUGUAUAGCUGAGCAUGAGGCCAUGGCCAAGUGGGACAAGCCAGGCACCUCGUCCAUGGACCCCGACCACUCGGAGAGGAAGGAGAAGUCGGAGGGAGACGCAGAUGCCAGGUCAGAGAGGUCCGAGCUCGCUGAAGGCGAGGAGAGGUCCGAGAAGGAGAGGUCAGAGAAAGGGGAUGGCUCCGAGAAGUUAGACACGUCAGAAAUUGCCGACAAAAUGGAGGGCGGGGCGGGGGGCUCCAGCACGUCUGGAAAGAGCAAAUGA
Chelmon rostratus (copperband butterflyfish) is the source of this 4689-nucleotide messenger RNA. It is a transcript of the gene sptbn4a, whose product is annotated as spectrin, beta, non-erythrocytic 4a. Gene Ontology annotation, biological process: actin cytoskeleton organization. NCBI's taxonomy places the organism in Eukaryota, Metazoa, Chordata, Actinopteri, Chaetodontiformes, Chaetodontidae. Gene Ontology annotation, molecular function: actin filament binding. Gene Ontology annotation, cellular component: cell junction; cell projection; plasma membrane. The transcript has 19 exons. The record is from RefSeq and is a predicted model, not a curated record. The coding region runs from base 1 to 4689 and encodes 1562 amino acids.